Molecule: messenger RNA, 3234 nt
Organism: Cylindrotheca closterium
Lineage: Eukaryota; Bacillariophyta; Bacillariophyceae; Bacillariales; Bacillariaceae
Source: the annotation of a GenBank genome assembly
AUGGGUUUAACACUCGAAACCAGUAGUUCAGUUUCCGACGAUGUCACAGAGGCCCCUGGGUCAAAGACGAUGAGCAGAUGGAAUGCUCUAAGACCAGAGAACGGAGUGGAGAAACAGCAUCUCAGGGAGAGAGAAGGCAAGAAGAAUGAUGAGAGUUCUGUUAGCUACAAGCGAAUUGUAGGUCAUCAAAGAACCAACAGUACAAGUCAUGCAAAAACGAACAGAACCAAUUUCGACGAAAGAACAUCAUUGAUCGCUUUGAGAAGACUCCUUCAAUCAUAUGAACAGGGAUUACAGGAGGAAUCAUUUAUAGUUUCCGAAGUUACAAAAACCUUAGGAGGCUAUGAAAAGUUUUUUCGUGGGUUGCCAUCCAGGGCAGCCGAUUCAGAAUUACUACUCGUCCUGUGCAAACUCCUUCGGAUAAAUGAUUCUGUAGUUCACCGAACACUGGAGCGACUCAUUGAGUCGGUGCUGGAGGAUGGAUGCAGCCUCCGUUCCAAGAUAGAGGUUGCAAUGUGUAUUGACGCACUCAGCAAGAGCUGCUACCAAUUUCCCUCGGACUCAAGUGUUCGAAGAUCGCUGGCCGUCAUUGUGGCUGAUUGUGGGCACAUUCUUCCGGCCGAGGAUUUGGCCCAAAACAUCGUGGCACCCCUUCUAUUGCCAAAUCUUGAAUCGAUGAACUCUAAUCGAAUGCUAUUCACAAAGACUUGCAAGGCAAUUUCUGCUCUGCUUCUCAACCAAAGCCAUAAAUCAGCCAUUAUUGCGCCAUUGGUAAACGAUAUUGCGCCGGACGGAACAGAAGAAGUAGUUGCUAAUCCAAUACGGCAACGGCUAUUCUCAUCCUUAGAGCGGCAUCUCGUUGGACGACAUGUAGGAGCUCACUGGAGAGUAGAAGCGUCCUGUCACUUGCUUACUGACAUUAUUGAUUCCACGAUCAAGGUUGACAGGAGUUUGAGCCCCGACGCUAGAAUCAGCCUUCGUCUAUCGCAGACGCAAGACUUUUUCCUUGAGUCUCUGCAUGAGGCUAAUCAUCCCGUCUACAUCACAGCAACGUGUCUUCUGCGAUCGUUGCUUCGAUAUGAUCUACAAUUAGGCAAUGGUUCUAUUUCCCAACCGAUGCUAGACCUGCUGUCACGGAUACUUUUCGAUCCGGAACAUUCUCAGGCUCGCAGAAUCAACCAGUGCUCUUCGGCCAAAGAUCGCGGAUAUGUAUUUGGGAAGUACUUGGCACUUGUCCAUUCAUUGUGGUUGGACAAGUCUAUCGACACGGAAGCAGGUAAAGCAACCCUAGAAUGCCUUGCAGAAAUUGUAUCGGCAUUGCCCUGGGACCGCUGGAUAUCUGGUGAUAAGCUUGCGGGAAGUGGGCCCGAGUCAGGGCUUUGUCGAAGAUCCACAAACUUUCUCCUAGGCUUGACAAAUGUUGCAAGUGUUGUUGUUUCCAGUUGUGAUGAAAAGUCCGUCGCCACAACAGCUUGCCUUGUAGAGAGCUACUUAUACGCCACCAAGGCAGGGCAUUAUGAGCUCUCGCAAUUUUCGAUGAAACUGUGGUCGACGGUUGCAGAAGCAUCGCUUUCUCACCCUUCUGUACUGGUCAGACAAGAGCUCGUAUCUACAUUGGUUAAGAGCUGUGGGGGUCAAAUCAGACCGGACGGGAAAACAACAACAAUGUAUGAGCCAGCCCAGAGGUGGCUCAUGAGCAACUCUUCGGAACGCUUUCUGGAUGGUCUCUUUAUUAUAGUUGGGCGUGCUUCCUCUCCUUCUCACCCCGCAAUUAAACUCUUAUCUUCAAUCCUUCAGGGCUGCCCACGAAUUGGGUCUUCAGAUUGCUGGAAGCGGUGCAAGAUUUUGUUUUCAUCUGUUGAUGAGAUUGAUGCAAGUAUCAGUUGGUUGGUCAUUCUUGAUGCGGUAAUCUCUGGACGAAGAGUGUUUGAUGACUGCAGCUCUUCGAUCGAGCCAAUCAAGGAAGUAGUGUUCAAGGCACUCUCACUAUCUUUGAACAACUCCUUUGUUAAAAUUCAAUGCUUGGGUUUGUCACUGUUUGGGUCAUUGUCAACGAAUGACUGGAAACAAAUGAACUUUGGAUAUCGGAACAUAAGUCUUCUAUUGAGCUCAGCUCUGAAUCUAUGCAAAGACGGAAACCAUAAUGUACGAAGUUCGGGAUGCAAAGCCAUUGGUCAAUUUUGCACAUGCUACAUACCUGGUGCCAGUAUUACCUUUUUUUUGACUGACAAUCAUCUCCGGAGUGUAGUCGAUUUGAUUCGCAGUAGGAUGAGUCUUGCUCUUCUUGAUGAGAAAGCUCAAGUGCGAUCGAUGGCAAUGUUUACCAUGGGAAACCUCGCACAUGCUCUACGUGCUAACGGGGGAGGCAAGCUCCACGCAAGUGUUUUGGUUGACACGUGCACGACUGUGCAAGCAGCAAUGGAGGAUUCAAGUGAUAAGGUGGUGGUAAACUCUAUACGUGCUGCGGGACAUUGGGGUUAUCUUUUUGCACGUCGGAGAAUCGAGGGUGGACCACAAAAGCUUGCACAUUUAAUCAGCGCUCUAGUAGAUGCACUAGUCGCUUCUGUUGAAACUCUUUCGAACGAAACUGAUUCGUUGACUUGGAAGAAACGGGGGGCGAUGAAAAAGUACGGUUGCGGAGUCUGUCACUCUUUAGGUUGCAUAUUUGAAGGAUCGGUUGACCUAGAAAACGAAAGUUUGCAGAUUGCAUGCACGAGGGCAACUAAACAAAUGAUCACCUGUGUAGAACACUUUUGGUCGCUCAGCCUGAAGCUUACUUUCUCAGCAAUGAUUGCGCUCGGAAAGCUAAGCAGCAAUGAUUUAUCUCGAAUAUGCGAAGGGUCUGGAUUUCUUGGAGCUGCAAUCGCCACCUGCACCUACCAACUACACGAGAAUGAUUGCAGACCAAUACGAAUUCUCAGUACAAAGCAACACCAUGAAAUGGAGGUGUGCCUGCUUCAUCUUUUGGCCGCUGCAUCUCCACUUGACGCGUCUGCAACUCUGGAGAAGGAUUAUUUCUCUCAGGCCACACUGUCGUUUUUGUAUUCCUGGAUGGUGAAUUGUAACGUAAAUAGUUCAACAUUCGCGAUCUUUGCGGUCGGGCUGAGAAGAUUUCAAUUUAAGUUUGUCGACGUCUCUUUGGAGCAGUCAUUCAUGAGUCGGUCGCUUGACGAUGGCACGAGGAGUGAGGCAGCGUCAAUGCAUCCUGAUUUUGACGAUGGUAGUGAACUAUAG